This is a messenger RNA of Neoarius graeffei (lesser salmon catfish), 9333 nucleotides long. RefSeq names its product integrin, alpha 1 (gene itga1). Gene Ontology annotation, cellular component: external side of plasma membrane; integrin complex. Gene Ontology annotation, biological process: cell-cell adhesion; cell-matrix adhesion; cell adhesion mediated by integrin. The transcript is spliced from 31 exons. The record is from RefSeq and is a predicted model, not a curated record. Gene Ontology annotation, molecular function: integrin binding. Bases 373 to 3879 code for a protein of 1168 amino acids. Lineage: Eukaryota; Metazoa; Chordata; Actinopteri; Siluriformes; Ariidae.
AGAGGGCGGUGCGGUCCCGCGCUGUGUGCGGGUUUACUCCGGGAGCGAAUAAAACACGCUGCAUUCUUCACGCGCGCGCGCACACACACACACACACACACCCUGUGACGCGCACCGGCGCUGAUUAACGGGAAACGGCUUUUUAGGCGCGCGAGACGAUACGAGGAGCACGAGACACUUCGACAUGCGCUGUGGAGAGCAAUGCUUCAGGCUCGCGACACUGAUCGAAGCAGGGAGACAGCAUGUGGGACCAAAAGGUGAGGUUAGAAUACCCCACAAUAUUUCUGGAAGCAGUUACCGCCUUUUCAGCUGCAGCAACUGCACGCAGGCAAACAGGAAGUCCAGCCGCCACUGGAUCCAGCCUGCUGGAGAAUGCUGCCAUCGUGUUUGUUGUUCUUUAACGUGGACGAGAAGAACGGCAUGUCCUUCAGCGGGCCGAUUGAAGACAUGUUCGGCUACACCGUGCAACAGUUCGAGAACAGCGAGGGGAAGUGGGUUCUGAUUGGUUCUCCUCUGAAGGGACAGCCAGCCCAGCGGACCGGAGACGUCUACAAAUGCCCUGUGGGUCACGGCGAGUCUUCCAGAUGUAUAAAAUUAGACCUGCCUGCGCACACAACAAUCCCAAACAUCCAUGAAGUCAAAGAGAACAUGACCAUGGGCACGACGCUGGUGGCCAAUCCGGACAGGAGCGGAUUUCUGGCGUGCGGUCCGCAGUACGGCUACAUGUGUGGAAAUCAGCAGUACAUCACAGGCAUCUGUUCCAACGUCAGCUCCGACUUCCAGGUGCUCAACUCCAUCGCUCCAACUGUCCAAGAUUGUAAGCAGGACAUGGAUAUUGUCAUCGUCCUCGAUGGAUCCAACAGCAUUUUCCCUUGGAAACACAUCACAGAAUUUCUGGUCAAGUUUCUCAAAAAGAUCGAUGUCCCUCCAGCCAGGGUGGGCAUUGUGUCUUACGGCGAUGACGUCGGCCAUGUUUUCAACCUCAGCCAGUUCUCGAACACAAAUGACCUGGUUCAGAACGCAGCCAAGGUCAAACAGAGGAAGGGCCGGAGAACCAUGACAGCACUGGGUAUCGAUACAGCAAGGAAAGAAGCGUUCACUGAGGAGCGAGGAGCCAGACCGGGGGUCAAGAAAGUCAUGGUGAUUGUUACAGAUGGAGAGUCACAUGACGACUACAGACUGAAAGACGUCGUCAAAGAAUGUGAGGACGACGGGAUUGAGAGGUUCGCUAUCGCUGUUCUUGGUGAUUAUAACCGACAAAAUAAAAGCAAACAGCAAGUAGACAAAUUCAUUGAGCAAAUCAAGUCCAUUGCGAGCAAUAAAACAGAAGAUCAUUUCUUCAAUGUGGAAGACGAGAAGGCACUGAUCACCAUCGUCGAUGCUCUGGGGAGCAAAAUAUUUGCCUUAGAAGCUACGUCUGGGAAUCACACGUCGUCUUUUGAGAUGGAGAUGUCCCAGGCAGGCUUCAGCGCUCACACGUCGAGAGCAGGUGUGAUGCUUGGCGCAGUGGGAGCGUACGAUUGGAACGGCACCGUCAUCAUGCAGUUGGGUAAUCAUACUGUCCAGCCCAAAAACAACACCUUUCACAACCCUCUAGUGGAGCGGCACGAAGGCAUGGCCGGAUACGUGGGUUACGAUGUGCAGUCGGCACACACCCCGUCUGGAGUCCUCUACAUCACCGGAGCGCCCCGAUACAACCACACUGGCCGAGUUAUUGUGUACCGCGUCAACGGGGAGAACAUCAUGGUCACACAGAACCUUGAAGGAGAACAGAUCGGAUCAUACUUCGGCAGCGUCCUCCAAACACUGGACGUGGACAAUGACUCGUACACAGACCUCCUGCUGGUGGGAGCGCCCAUGUUCAUGGGGCCUGAGAGGGAUGAACAGGGGCAGGUCUACGUCUACAAGCUCAACACGGAGGGCAUGUUUGAACACGAGAUGACCCUGCGGCCGGUAAACCAGACGUGCUGCACCGUGCACUCGCACACCUCCUGUACGAGUGUCAAUAAGAACGAGCCGUGCGGCGCUCGCUUCGGUACAUCCAUCGCCGCUGUUCCUGACCUCAACCUGGAUGGCUUUAACGACAUGGUGAUCGGGUCGCCGCUGGAAAACGACCACCGGGGGGCGGUGUACAUUUACCACGGCACUGAGCGCACGAUACGAGAAAAAUACGUCCAGCGCAUAGCUGCUGGAGGUGACGGCGACAAGAUGAAGUUCUUUGGUCAGUCCAUUCACGGAAUCAUGGACUUAAAUGAUGAUGGGAUUAUAGACGUCACUAUUGGAGGUAUCGGAGGGGCUGCGCUGUACUGGUCUCGGGAUGUUGCUGAACUCCACGCCAACAUGAGCUUCGACACCAACAAAAUCAACAUACAGCAGUCGACGUGUAAAAUCCACAACACGGACAAAGUGUGCAUCAAGACCAAAGUGUGUUUCAGAUACAUCGUCAAGUCCGAAAAAGACACGAACCCAGAGACAUUGAUCCACUACACUCUGACUCUCGAUUCUCUGCGUGCCAUUGCAAGAGGAAGAUUUAACGGCACAGACGAAAGAAAAAUCCAGAAGAACGUCACCAUAAGAGAUAUUCUGUGCAAUGAACUCUCCUUCUACAUGUCGGACAAAUUAGACUUCAGGGAUCCUCUGAUGGUGUCUCUGGACUUCGGGUUAGUGGAUGUAGACAAUGGCCCAGUGCUGGAUGGAACUUUACCAACAUCACUCAAUAAAACGAUUGCUUUAGUAGACUGUGGAAAUGCUGAGAAGUGUAUCGCUGAUUUACACCUCCAAGCUUCACCGAAUGUCAGCAGCCUUGUCAUUAAGGCCUACCAGGGGAAGUUCCGAGUCAACAUUAACAUCAGGAACAGUGGAGAUAAUGCGUACAACACCAAGGUCAUGCUCAGCACUACGGAAAACAUCAACUACGUCAAUGUGGAGUCUAAAGAUAAAGAUUGUGAUCCGAAUCACUUCAAGGUCGUGUGCGCAGUAGGAUACCCUUUCCUCAAAUCUAAUGUACAGGAAAAUUUUGGGGUUGUCUUCGAGGUCAAUCCAUCUCACAUUCGCAAAGACAUCAUCAUCAACGUUACUGCGACCACUGAUAGCGAAGAGCCCGAGUCGAAGCUUCUGGAUAACUUUGUACAAAUCUCCAUCCCGGUGAAAUACGAAGUCAGUCUGACGUUCACUGCGAAGAAGAGCAUGAAGGAGGAUCAUAUAAUCUUGAAAGAGGGAGAAACAGCACCGAGUUUCAUCAACGACACCAGCAUGAUCGGAGAGGAGAUGAACAUCAGUUAUACGCUUGAAAGCGACGCAGUGACGCAGAAUCCUUCUCUCAGUCUGACCAUCACGUUUCCGAAUAGAACACUGGCAGAGAACAUCCUGCUCUAUCUGACUAACGUCACUUCCUCACCCAAUAUCAAAUGCCACGCGAACGUUAACUAUCUGAACAUCGGCCAGAAGGACCGCUUCCACCAGAAAGCUAAAGCUGAGACGCUCAGCGACUAUCUUUUGAGCUGUAACGAGAAGGCGAACCCCUGCACGUCGUUCAGCUGUAAUAUUCCUCCUGCCAGAUUCAACCAGAUCAACGUCACCUUCAGAAUCUGGAAGCAAACGUUCAUCUACGGCGAGUUUUCCAGCCUCUUCUUAACGGUUCAUGCUAAAUUAGAGAGUAAGGACAAGGCUUUGUUCCAGUUAAGCAAUAACGACGAAAGCAGAGAGGUGCGGGUGCAGAUCUCAAAAGAGUCUCGAAGUGGAAUUCCUCUGUGGAUCAUCAUUCUCAGUAUCCUCAUAGGACUACUAAUACUGGCACUGGUUAUAUUUUGUCUUUGGAAGUUUGGCUUUUUUAAGAGAAAAUCAGUGGAAGACAUGAAGGAGGAUAUGAGAGACAGUUAAAGGCUCCAGUCUUCAGAUCUGCAGCCUUCAAAAGCCCUCAGGUCAAAUUCAUGCUCACAGACCCACAGAGACGCUACGCAUUGCAGUUUAACAGAAUGGACCAGAAGCGUCACCAAACAUCCAUCUGAUGAUCCGGAAGAUGUCUAGAUUGUUUGGAUUUGUAGAAUUUCUCAGCCUUGAAGGUCAGCAGUUGGACUUUGGGUUGACGUCUUAUUCAUGUGCCAUGCUUUGUUUGUUUCAAAACCCAGCACAGGAGCUCUGCAUUUUAAUAUUGGAAUAAGCUAGUAUGAGUUAUCACUCCAAAUACACCUCCCACUCCCCAUAUAAACACCCAAUGAGCCAAUCGACAUAUGGAUUCUCAUUGGAAUGAGAAUCGUGUAGGUGUUAUAAACUGUACGAAAUUAAUUAACAGGUGCCCUCUGGAAGCCCCACCCCCUCUCCGUUAGGGUGGUCCCCAAAUUUUUUUUUUAGGAUUUUGUUACGACCAACUUACCUUAAAUAACUAAAGUUAUUGUGCGAAAUUUGGUUAAGAUUGAACAAUGUUUAGAGGUGCCACAAAGCCAUUAAAGUUUUCACUCAAGACCCAAUAUAAAAUAAUGUGGCUUAUUAACUGUUUCAUAUUAAUACAAACAAUACAGUAAUAUAACUUCCUGUGUUCAAAGUAACAAUAGCUAUUACUUGUCUGUGAUUUUCUAAACCCUUCGGUAUUAUGGUAUCUUGUGGAGAUAAAAGAACACACUAAGGACUUCCCGAGCAGAAGGAAGCUUUCUCCGAGACAGUUCCUUGGAAGUGGGACCAAUUAACCAAACAUAAUUGUCCUUUCUGGUUUUGUGCUUUGCACCACCGGUACUACUCGUAUUACUGUUGCUAGCCAUCUGAAAAACAUAGAAAGAAAAACAUUCACAACUUCAUCAGCAUAUUACGAUCAGUGCUCAUUGUUUAAGAACCCCUUAGUGCAUGAAAGUUAACCUUCUAUCAGUCUAUAAACUCUUCCUGCCUCUUCUUUUACAUAGAAGUGGCAUAUUCCCUCUAGAACUGUGACUUUUUGGGGGUUUGAGAUCUUCUCUGCAACAGUCUACGCACCAACUAAUGUUAAUGGCUUAACCCGAUUUGCAACCUCGUGUGGCACCUCUAAAUAUUAACCAAUUUUUCUGAAACUUUGCUUGUUGCCUUCUUUUAGCCUAUGUAAAAAAAUGGUAGGGUGGUCGGAAUGUUUUGGUAAAAAAAAAAUUUUCCCAUACAUUUCGGGACCACCCUACUCUCCGUGUCUUAUGCACGCUCGCCAUCUGUCACGGUAAAUGGAGAAUGUUUGGAGUUCAUGAAUCUGAAAUAAAAUCUCUAGAUCUCGAUAUAGUAAAUGAGCUAGAUUUAUUUAAGAUGCCACCCAAAAAUUUUGGCCAAAAGCCAAAAAAAGGCUGAAAUUUUUCAUCAGAAAACGAUUUAAGAAGCCUUCAACAAAGUGCUAAAUAUAUAACAAAUAUAGCAAUUCUACAAAUAAGCAUCACUAGGCGGGUUUCCGUGAACCCGUUUAAUGAAAUUUGCAACCGAAAUUGAAAUUGCGAGCUAAAAAAACGUGAAUUUAGAAAAAAAUAAAAUCCCUCUCAAAUAUUGCAAAAAUGUUUAUACGCUCACAUGAGGUGUUUUUUCUGACGAUUCGACCAAGCAAUAUUUCACAAAAUUGAAAGUGAAACAUUUUUCACAUCAAAAUCACUGCUCCAACACUUGUCAGGUCUUGGAAAUCCAUCGCCAUGUUUAAAUGGAUUGACGAUCACAUGGGAAGAAAACCCAGGUUUAAUUGAAUAGCAUAACUCCAUGGAAACAAAGAACAUUCGCAAUUGUGUUUUGUCGCCUUUUUUUUUUUUUAAAUCGCUUCUGUUUUGCGCAAAACUGCAAUGGAAACCACGUAAAGACGUUAAAAUAGCACACUUAAGCCCAGUGCAGUUGAGACUGGAGUGUGUGUGUGUGUGUGUGUGUGUGUGUAUCCAGAUAUAGCACGAAUUACAUCUUGAAGCAACUCUUGUUUCCUGAUAGUUUCAUUUAUACAUCGAUAAACUUGGCUGGAUGCUAAAAUGAGCUGAUUUCAUUGACGUGUAGCGUACAAUCAUUAGGGGUGUUCACACGGCACAUAUUUGCAUCGAUGCUGCACCGAUGUAUUUUGUUGCGAUAUAUCUUACACCGGUGUAAAUUUUGUAGAGCGUUCACACGUCACAAACCUGCUUACUAGAGAGAAGCGUGUUAGCACCGUUGCAGCCCCACUUGCGUUCACACGGCAGUUUUUGUGACCGUGCUAUACGAUAGUAAUAAUGUGGAAAUGAAAUAUGCGCAUGCGUGAAAAUGUACUUCCUUUUCCCGGUUGUCAUGACAUCACCAAGCGCCGGGAAAACAACGUGGAUGAAGACACCAGUGUUGCCAGAUACUGCUGACGUUUUCCAGCCCAAAAUAUGUUCAAAUCCGCCAAAAUGCACUUAAAACCACCCAAUCUGGCAACACUGGAAGACACGCAGUUCUGUUGUUGUUGAUAUUCGCCAUUUUGGAAGCGCAAAAUACCAGGAUACAAAUUAUGCAAUGCCCGUAUGUAAUCAACUCUCCUCACGCGUAGCGAGUCUACCCCGUAGCGUUCAGACGUCCCAUUUUAUAUCGGUGCUGCCCCGCAAACUAGCAUUUACUCCGGAGUAAAUUUCUUAAACCACCUCCCGAGCAGGGUUAGAUUUGCACCGGUUUAAGCAGCUUUCAGGGGCGACACCGGUAUAACUUUGUACCGUGUGAACGCUCUACCGGGGCAGCCCCGGUGCUACACCGGAGUAAAAGUUGCCGUGUGAACACCCCUAUUGACUAGACGAGACCUUCAAGACUUGCAACGCAAAAGUAAUACUUAAAUAUCGUAACAAAAUACAGCUACUCAAGUCCUGUCCAUGUAUCAGAUUUAUCUUAGAAUAGGAAGAAAUAAUUCUUUUUGUGUCUGCAGCUUAAAGUGACACAGGUGUAUGCGCUGGUUCAGGAAUCAUUGAAUCCACUCCACUCCCCUUUCUGAGUUGUUUGAGCCGAUACCCAUCCCCAUAGCUGGUACACAUCAUCUUGUUUCAAUACAUUUUAUUUCCGAUUGUGGGGCGUCCUAACCACGUGUUAGUCUGUUUACAAACCGUGUUCGGAAAAGUCACGUGAGGUCAUGUGCGGGUCAAAGGUCACGACUGUGCAGACGCAGCAAACAUGACGGAUCGCCCAGAUCGAAUUGAACGAAGACUCCUAAAUCGAGACAAAACAUUUUAAGCAAGUAUCUGACAUUGUUAGAGGCAAAACGUGCCAGAAAAGAGAGGGAAAAAACACGGCAGAUGAGCCGAGUAAAUAUUGCUGGGUCUCGAGCGCUCGCUUCUGUGUCGGAGGCCGCUGGAUCCGUCAUGUUUGUUGCGACCUUGGUCGUUAUAAUAUUAUCAUGAGGAUAAACUUCGGCUGUUUCCGUACCCAAGUGUAAACAUUAGCGUGCGGUGUUUUUCCAGCUCAUUCUCCUUCACAGGCAUGAGGCAGCGGGCAAUACAGCAUGUGAUUCAAGUACCUAGGGGUUAUUUUUGCUCCACAGGGUACUAUUCAUCUUUUUAAUACAUCGACCUGUGUCACUUUAAAGUAGAACUGAAGUCAUUUUUAAACUUGCUUUAUUUCUUAAUUAACGUGUUAUUCAGUUACGUUUUCGGUUUUAGUAACCUUAUAUCGUGACUCGUAUUGGCAACUAAUUGCAAUUAAAUAUGAUACUUAUCGGCCUGUUCGGUUUUUAGCCGUGUUGAAUUUAGUUCGUUCGGUCCACGGCAGGCGUCGCUUGUCCGCGCGAUCUUCACGAGACUUGUGCGAGACUUCGAAACGUGAAGUGUCAGCGCCGCCAUUUUGAAAACUGUUUUCCAAACGAAGUAUUGCACAAAAACGAGUUUAAAUGACGAUUACUGCCUACUUUUUUCAAACUUUCCUGAUUGCUAUCAAAACAAACGAAACUUCCGGCUUGAUUACAUCAGCAUUCAAAAGAGGGCGCGCACGUCUUUUGACAACGUUGGCAGACAUCGGUCACUUUGAUUUCCGCUGUACGUUUUACUUCCGUCCUACGACGUCUCGCACAGGUCUCAGCGACUCUCGUUUACGGCCAUCGCUUUGACAUAUGGACUGAUGUAUUGCAGAGCGUAUUUCAAACACUCAUAACUUGCUAUAGCAGUGACACAAUAGCGAUCAAACAUGCAUUCUGAUAUUUAAUCAAAUGAGGUGAAAAAAUAGAAUUUAGAUAAUGAAAAAUUUGCCUUCGGUUCUCCUUUAACUAAAACCAACUAGUGGCAGCUUUUUUUACCCCAAAACCAUGGUGGUUGUUGAAAAACCCUCGUGUAAACAUGAACUCCAAAUGCUACCAUAGACAAGUUAUUUGAGAUCAGACUUCAUCGUAAUGAGAUUAUUCCUGUUCAGGAUGUACCGUAGCAGGUCUGCGAAGCUCAACCAACUUGACUUAACGUGAAUAUCAGCGAAAUGGAAAUCCAAAUCCAAACCAAAGCAGCUAAACAUCUAAACCUGAAGAAUACAUCACUUCAAAGCUUCAUCAGUGCUCUGUGGCCAUGCUGUGUGAUUGAUCCACUCUUAUCUUUCCACCAGUGAACUAUAAAGAAUGGAAAAUCCCACCAAAUCUGAAGAUCCUAUAAUAUCCUGUCUAUCACAUUUCACGCCAAAGCUUCUUUAAUGCCUUUCAUGCAUACCCUGAUGUCCCGAUCACACCAAUGGAGGCCUUUACAUGAAUUACGAAAUGUUUUUUUUUUGUUAAAAAAUAAUUUGAGUUCAGUAUAUAGUCUACUGUAGCUAGUUUUUUCUUUAAUGCUAAUUGACUGUUAGCACAUUCCUCUUCUUUUAUGCAGCAUUUGACACUGAUAUUCAUCACAUUCUUCAAGUUUUUCCUCACCGAAGUGCUGAGGGAUCUUCCUGAUUGUACUGUAAAUGUAUAUAAGAGUAAAAUUGUAUAUAGAACGAUGUUUGCAAUAAUACCUGUAAAAUAAUGACUAUCACAAUGAUCAAUAACCCCUUGUUCCUAGUAAUAGAAGACACGCUUCACUGCAAAGUCCUUCAGAGGUUCGGAGUAGUUCGAAUUCAAGUUAGUUUUUAGUAGCAACUAAAAAUGUGUACAUUUCUUCAAAGUGAAAACUUUUAAAAACUGCAGGUCUGUCCCUAUAGGUUUUUUUUUUACUUUUUUAUUAGCGCUUUCUUUUUAUUAAGUUGGAUUCUGCUGAUGAGUUUGUUCAUGAAACAACCGGCUAUUAACAACUUAUAUGAAGUGUCCGUGUUUUCUAGUUGUUUAUAUCUAUAUACAGUACUGUCCAAAAGUCUUAGGCACAUGUUGUAAAGACAUACUGUUGACCAAAAAUGGCUUAAAUAUAAUGAAAUGAUAUUAUAUUUAAUAUAAUUCAAUGUGGGCGGCACGGUGGUGUAGUGGUUAGCGCU